Messenger RNA from Carica papaya (papaya), 3237 nucleotides. NCBI's taxonomy places the organism in Eukaryota, Viridiplantae, Streptophyta, Magnoliopsida, Brassicales, Caricaceae. The record is from RefSeq and is a predicted model, not a curated record.
AUUGAAACCCUUGGCGUUGGGGGCUCUUUGGCUCGCUCUCCCUCUUUUCCCUCUUUCCCUCUUCAAGCUGUCGACCCGAAACUUAAAUUUCUCACUUUUACUGAGGCAAGCUACAGUAACGGACUGACUUACGCUUUCACGGUUCGAUUUUCUUCAUCAACUUUGAAAUGAAGGUACUCGGUGAGUUCUAGAAGCAGAAACGUGCAUUAAGAACUUGGUGCCAUGGUUUAUAUAGUUUUUUGGUGGAGGUGAAGGUGAAUGAGUUUACUAAUAAAAAGGCCACAAAGAUUGCAGUUCUGAUGACUACUUAACUUCUUCUUAUGUCAAGCAUGAUGUCAUCUAUGGGGGACAUAUAUAAUCUGAGAACAGAAGUUCCCAGCAGCAACCUUCGUAAGGCAGGUGUUUCUAGUUCAAAGCCCCUUGCAGGUGCAAUUUCAAAGGCGAAAUCAGAGGAAGCUGUGCAACACUUGGCAUCUAUUGAUCUCAAUCAGUUGUGCAAAGAAGCAAAAAUUGAACGCUGCCGAGCAACUAGGGACUUGAGAAGCUGUGGGCGUUAUGUGCAUUAUGUGUUGAAUUCUUGUGGACAUGCUUCUUUGUGUACAGAGUGUGGUCAGCGAUGUGAUACUUGCCCAAUUUGUAGAAUUCCAAUACAGAAGAAUGAAAAUACAUUUAGACUUCGCCUUUACUAUGAGUGCAUAGAUGGUGGUCUCAUUUCUAAAAAAUGUGAUGAGAGAUUUCAAGAUAUAGAAGAUGGGGAGGAUCAGUUGACUGCCGAUGUUGAACGUCUUUAUUCUUUGUUCGAUGUAGCACUGGAAAAUAACUUGAUUUCUUUGAUUUGCCACUAUGUUACAGAUGUUUGUAUGGACGAGACUGCUGUUUCUAGCGAUCCAGUCAUUGCCUUCUUGUUGGAUGAAGUGGUUAUAAAAGAUUGGAUCAAGCGAACAUUCAAGAACAUCCUAACCGAACUUGGAGGGAUAUAUAAUCUUGAGGCAGAAGGGAUGAAAGCUAAGAUGAGUUUACUUCUAAAGUAUUCAAUGCAGCUGGCUGGCAUUUCUAGUGUGCUUGAAGUUUUGGAAUCUUCUUUUAAGGGUACUCUGUCAGCACAGCUUCAAGACUUGCACCAACUUCAAGAGAACAUAUUAAAGACCAAGCAGCAUGUGGAGGUUAUGAUUUGGGGCAUAAGACACCAAUUUCUAGAGAAUGUGAUAUCUCAUUAUACUGAUUUUGCAUCAUGGAAUUAUCUCGUUCGUGAAAGGAAAUCAGCUGCAAUUAGACGUGCAUGGCCUGAUGUUGUAAAUCACUCUGCAGAGUCUAGAGGACAGGACGGGUCCCUCUUUAUUGAAGAUGCACUAACAAAUCUUGAUAUAGAGCAGUCACACACUCCCGAAGAAUCAGAACUGGCAUCUUUGCAGAAGUAUGAGAACUCAUCAUUCUUUAGGUCCAAGAUAGAAGGAGUUGCAGGAUGUUAUCCAUUUGAAAAUAUUAGAGCUGCUAUUGACAUACUCUUUUUACAUGGUGGUUCAGACUUGGUGGUAGCAAAGCAAGCUAUUUUUCUCUAUUACAUGUUUGACCGACAUUGGACAGUGCCUGAUGAACAUUGGAGGCACAUCAUUGAUGAUUUUGCAGCAAUCUUUGACAUACCCCGGCAUUUGUUACUAGAAUCUUUUAUAUUUUAUCUCUUAGAUGACCACACAAAUGAGGCACUUAAGGAAGCUUGUCACCUUCUUCCAGAGAUUUGUGGCCCGACGACUCAUCCUAAGAUUGCACGAGUUUUAUUAGAAAGGCAAAACCCUGAGACAGCUCUUAUGGUCUUACGUUGGUCUGGUUGUGAUGGUGGAUCACGGUUGGUUUCACUCAGUGAAGCUGUCACUGCCGUUCGUGUUAGGGUGUCGUGUGCUCUUGUGAUGGAAGCAUUUACUUAUCAACGGAUGCUCUGCACAAAAAUUAAGGAAAAGAAGUUUGAAAGGAAGUUGAACUAUGCUACAAGGAGAGGUGUUUCUGAUGAUCCUGAAGAUGAAUGCAAAAGUUGGGUGGACUGGAUGGAAACUUUGGUCACUGAAUUUUGUUGCCUUUGUAUAUGGAGGAAUUGGAUCGAUCAGAUCAUAGAGUUACCAUGGAAUUCUGAUGAGGAGAAAUAUCUUCAUAAGUGCCUGUUAGAUUCUGCAAGUGAUGAUCCUUUAUCAAGUAAAGGAAGUCUUCUAGUAGUAUUUUAUCUUCAGCGCUACCGUUAUGAUAAAUGCAUGGAGUUGCUGCCUGCAGUGCAGCAGCAACAGUUAAAGACUGGACAACUAUCUGAGAAUGCAGAAGCUGAAAUGGCUGCGAAAUCCAAAAUUCCCAGUGCAGGAGAGCCAAAUAUAACCAUUCUGUCAGGUCCUUCAUCUGCUGAUUCUUCUCUUCUUCUGCGGGAGGACCAUGAUAUUGCUGCCCCUAACCCAUCGGUUUUUGAAACUCCAACAAAGCUCCGUUGGCCAAUUAACAACCCUUCCUUUGGCAUUGGUAACGCCAUCUCAUCUAUUCGCCAAGAAGGGAUUUUUUCAAAUGCAGAAAGGGGACAGAAGAGUGAAAUUAGUGUCAGCAGAACUUUAAGUGACAUCUCUAUCCCUGGACUUCAUUGCAAUAAUCCUACUAAUGUAACCCCAUUCAAAGAAAUCAAUAGAAGUUCCUCAAGAGCACUUCCUCGAACUCACCUAAUGAACACACGUCAUAAUAAAAUCUCACUGGAAGCAGAACCAAAUAGAUUCAGUGAUGAAUUCCGAAAUGCCAAUUCUCCUUCCCGGAGAGGGACUGCCAAUCCGGUAACCGCAACUAAUGGGAACAGUCCUUUGGACAAAAUUUCUGUCCAAAACAUGCUGUUUAGUACGUCUGGUAAAAGAGUCCAAUCAGAAAGAGAUGAUGGAUCUGCAAACAUGGUUUUUUCAAAUGAUGCAAUGGACAUCUCUUGGAGCUUCAAAGAGGAGGCUUCCCCUGUUAAGGACGCAAAUAUGGAUGGUGGGCUCAGAUGGAGGUCGGAUGAAACCAGUGAUGAGGAGCAGCAGAGUCCAGCCAGAGAAAUGGCGAACCCAUUGCAAGCAACUCCAGUGACGGGAAGAAGAAGACGUAGAUUUGCGAAAAGAUGAGGCAGUUGCCUGUGUUGUAACCUAAACUGUCCAUGAUCUUAUGUAGUAGUCCCUUUCGGUGGACUCUGAAGAGUCAAAUCAUACGGUAAUCACUCCAGUGACAGAUUGGUGCUUUUUGCAG